Molecule: messenger RNA, 2192 nt
Organism: Morus notabilis
Lineage: Eukaryota; Viridiplantae; Streptophyta; Magnoliopsida; Rosales; Moraceae
Product: NADP-dependent malic enzyme
Exons: 20
Coding region: 51-1928 (625 amino acids)
Biological process (GO): malate metabolic process; pyruvate metabolic process
Cellular component (GO): chloroplast
Molecular function (GO): malate dehydrogenase (decarboxylating) (NADP+) activity; malate dehydrogenase (decarboxylating) (NAD+) activity; NAD binding
Source: RefSeq, a predicted model, not a curated record
CGUAAAGCAUAUUAGUAUAACGUGAGCAUUCCUUGCACGUUCCUCCAAAUAUGAUCUUGCUGAAAGCACAAAACUUUCUGAAGAGAAGUGGGGUUUGGGCAUUGCAGGUACUGGAGAGAAGAAGAAGAAGAACAAGUACUACAUCGAUCAUCCAGGAGGAGAAGAUGAUGAACGGUGGAGAUUCAGUGCCGGAGAUAUUGGAUAGCAAGAGUGGCGGCUAUGGUGGGGGUGUUGAGGACGUGUACGGUGAGGAUACUGCCACGGUGGAUCAGCUUGUCACCCCUUGGACUGUCUCUGUUGCUAGUGGAUACACAUUGUUGCGGGAUCCACACCACCACAAAGGGCUUGCCUUCACUGAGAAGGAGAGAGAUGCUCACUACUUGCGUGGCCUUCUCCCUCCUGCUGUCCUAACUCAGGAGCUUCAGGAAAAGAAGAUGAUGCAAAACCUUCGCCAAUAUGACGUCCCAUUGCACAAAUACAUGGCCAUGAUGGAUCUUCAGGAGAGGAAUGAGAGGCUGUUUUACAAACUUCUUAUUGAUAAUGUUGAAGAAUUGCUUCCUGUUGUGUACACUCCAACAGUUGGUGAGGCUUGCCAGAAGUACGGUAGCAUUUUCCGGCGUCCUCAGGGCCUUUACAUCAGUUUGAAAGAGAAGGGAAAGAUCCUUGAAGUACUAAAGAACUGGCCUCAGCGGAGCAUCCAAGUUAUCGUUGUGACUGAUGGCGAGCGCAUUUUGGGGCUAGGGGACCUUGGCUGCCAGGGAAUGGGGAUUCCUGUUGGAAAGCUUUCUUUGUAUACAGCACUGGGUGGACUACGUCCUUCAGCAUGCUUGCCUGUAACCAUUGACGUUGGCACAAACAAUGAGAAGUUAUUGAAUGAUGAAUUUUACAUUGGGAUCAAGCAUAAAAGAGCAACUGGCCAGGAAUACGCAGAGCUUCUAGAUGAAUUCAUGACUGCAGUUAAGCAGAACUAUGGAGAAAAGGUCCUAAUCCAGUUCGAAGAUUUCGUGAACCACAACGCGUUUGAGCUGCUGUCGAGAUACAGCUCAAGUCACCUUGUUUUCAAUGAUGAUAUUCAGGGAACGGCUUCUGUGGUCUUGGCCGGGCUUAUUGCGUCCUUGAAAUUGGUCAGCGGAAGAUUAGCUGACCAUACUUUCUUGUUCUUGGGUGCUGGAGAGGCUGGAACAGGUAUAGCGGAGCUCAUAGCUCUUGAGAUGUCAAAACAGACAAAAGCCCCAUUGGAAGAAACCCGGAAGAAGAUUUGGCUUGUGGACUCAAAGGGACUGAUUGUUAAAUCUCGUCUUGGGUCACUUCAACAUUUCAAGAAGCCAUGGGCUCAUGAGCAUGAACCUGUCAAGGAACUUCUAGAUGCUGUCAAGGCUAUCAAGCCAACAGUGUUGAUUGGAUCAUCCGGCGUUGGAAAAACAUUUACAAAGGAGGUGGUUGAGGCCAUGGCAUCCUUAAACGAGAAACCUCUCAUUCUUGCGCUGUCAAAUCCGACAUCACAAUCCGAGUGCACAGCAGAGGAAGCUUACACAUGGAGCAAGGGUCGAGCCAUAUUUGCUAGUGGAAGUCCAUUUGAACCUGUUAACUAUGAAGGGAAAGUUUUUGUGCCUGGACAGGCCAACAAUGCUUACAUAUUCCCCGGCUUUGGCUUGGGUUUGAUCAUCUCCGGUGCUAUUCGUGUACAUGACAAUAUGCUUUUGGCAGCCUCCGAAGCUUUGGCAGCUCAGGUGACACAAGAGAACUUUGACAAAGGAAUGAUUUACCCGCCAUUUACCAAUAUCAGAAAGAUAUCAGCCCAUAUUGCUGCUAAUGUUGCUGCCAAGGUGUAUGAACUCGGCCUUGCUUCUCAUCUUCCGCGUCCUAAAGAUCUUGUCAAGUAUGCAGAAAGUUGCAUGUACAGCCCCGUCUACCGAAGCUAUCGCUAAAGUAUUCAAGUUUAGAUAAAAGUUUACCAUUGUUUCAGUGAAAAAGACGUGUAAAUUGUGCUUUGGGAUUACCACUAUCGUUUAGGAAAGUAAAUGACGAGUCGUAAAUAAAUUGAAACAUUUUCUACAGUUUAUAAAGCGACAUCUUCGUCACACCAGAAAGUUUGUUCUCAUUUAUAAUGAAAAAAAAAAAAAAAAGACAUGAUGCUUUCUUCUUAGCAUUUUGGUCGUUCUGGAAUAAGAGCCAUGUCCUUCGCAGUUUAA